AUGCGUAAUGUUAGUGAAUAUGGUGACCAAAUCAACGAGAUGAGCUGGGCAGUUGGAGAAGUUAUGGCAACUUUGUCCACCCUGGCACUGGAUGAGAAGACUUUGGUCAUAUUUUUGUCUGACCAUGGCCCUCAUCGGGAAAUUUGCAAGGAAGGAGGCAGCUCUGGCAUUUUUAAAGGUGGGAAAGGCAACUUCUAUGAGGGUGGUGUCCGUGUUCCAGCCAUAAUGAGAUGGACGGGGGUCAUCCCUCCAGGCCGCGUGUCCAGUCAAGUGGUCAGCAGUAUGGACCUGUUACCAUCUCUGGUCAGCCUUGUGGGAGGACAGCUGCCAAAUGUACACCUAGAUGGAGAAAAUAUGUUGGAUAAGAUAUUUGGGAAAUUGGAAUUAACAGACGUUAAUUCUGGACAUUUUCAUAAAAAAGACCAUGAUGCUUUGAAAAGAGACAGGGCACUGUUUUUCUACUGUGAUAACCAUCUGAUGGCAAUACGCUACAAGUCAUUUAAGGUGCACUUCAGGACGCACCCCCUUGCUUCAGAAGAAUUCAUUCUAAAAAACUGCCCCGUAGCUGGGGUACCUACAGACACAGAGCUUCACGUGGAGCACUAUUGCAACAAGACAAUACAGCAGGAGGUGCCACUGUUAUUCAAUGUGGAGGAAGACCCGGGGGAAAUGUUUGCUCUUGACUGGGAGGAUUAUCAGGAUAUUUCAAAUGAAAUUCAAGAUAUACUCAGGAAGCAUCAAGAGACGUUGCCUGAAGAUUUAGAUGGCCAUGGUAUAACAUCCUUUGACAACACAGAUAUGUUUGUGCUUCCCUGUUGCAAUAAACCAUACUGUAUUUGUGACUUCACUAGUGAACCUCCAUGUCCAGCUUCAUGAUGAUUUGUUUACAGUGUGUUCAUAAACAUCCUUUCAGAUAACAUCAUGUUAAAAUUUUCUGUGAUGUAAUUUGUUUCUUUUGUCUUUUUACCUCUGUAUUUUGUUCACCACCAGUCUAAUUCAAAAUGUUAUUUUUAGGAUAGGCCAGAAAUGGACUAACUUAAAAGUGUUUAGAUUUUGGUGGUGACCCAGAUUAUCGGGAUCUAAGAAUUUAAAAAAGAUAUCUCCUCAAGGUGACAAAGCACCAAUAGCCUUGUCUUUAUGCAAUGGAUAUGCUAGCAACUACAAUACAUGUGCCAUAAUUUAUCAGUGCAAGUUUCUUGGUGGAGGUCUGGGCUCUCUGAGUGCUUUUUCUAGUCUUGGUUAAAUGUUGGAACACACAAAUAUAAACACAAACACACACAUACACAUUGGAAUAACACUGAAACCAUAUAAAAAUUUAUAUUUAGAGAUAUAUUACAUUUGUAGAAUAUACAGAAUUUGAUUUUUACUUUUUGCUUGUAGGUUUCUCAUUUUUAAAUUAAUAUCUAUGAAUAUCAGAAGUUCUAUAUUUAAUACAAUAUAUU
Molecule: messenger RNA, 1442 nt
Organism: Lingula anatina
Lineage: Eukaryota; Metazoa; Brachiopoda; Lingulata; Lingulida; Lingulidae
Product: arylsulfatase-like
Molecular function (GO): arylsulfatase activity
Source: RefSeq, a predicted model, not a curated record